Molecule: messenger RNA, 594 nt
Organism: Loa loa (African eye worm)
Lineage: Eukaryota; Metazoa; Nematoda; Chromadorea; Rhabditida; Onchocercidae
Product: acetylcholine receptor protein
Exons: 6
Coding region: 1-594 (197 amino acids)
Biological process (GO): signal transduction; regulation of membrane potential; nervous system process
Cellular component (GO): neuron projection; postsynaptic membrane; synapse
Molecular function (GO): transmembrane signaling receptor activity; acetylcholine-gated monoatomic cation-selective channel activity
Source: RefSeq, a predicted model, not a curated record
AUGGCUAGGAGAAGCUUCGUGGAAUUAGAAGGCCAGCUAUACCAGGAUCUUUUGUAUGACUAUAACAAAAUCCCGCGUCCAAUUAAAAAUAGUACUAAUGUUCUUACAGUAAAUCUGGGUGCAUCAUUAAUUCGAAUCAUUGACGUGGAUGAAAAGAAUCAAAUUCUGACGACAAACUUAUGGCUUGAGAUGCAAUGGAACGAUUCAAAAUUAACUUGGGAUCCAUCGAAAUACGGUGGUAUCACAACGUUACAUAUCCCAAGCGAUCAAAUUUGGACACCUGAUCUUGUGUUAUACAACAAUGCAGCAGGUGAUCCGGAUAUAACAAUUUUUACGGAUGCCCUUGUCGCUUAUGAUGGACGAGUUCUAUGGCAGCCGCCAGCCAUUUACAAAUCUUUUUGUCCGAUCGAUGUGACUUGGUUCCCAUAUGACUCACAACAUUGCGAAAUGAAAUUCGGCGCUUGGUCUUACACGGGUUAUUACGUCGAUUUAAAACAGCUACCACAAGAUCAAGUAAUGAGUGGGAUUGACAAAUAUGGACAAGAUGUUGAAACAAUGAAAAUAGGCAUGGAUCUCAGUUUUUUUUACCAGUAA